Molecule: messenger RNA, 5180 nt
Organism: Anarrhichthys ocellatus (wolf-eel)
Lineage: Eukaryota; Metazoa; Chordata; Actinopteri; Perciformes; Anarhichadidae
Gene: znf385d
Product: zinc finger protein 385D
Exons: 6
Coding region: 2046-3386 (446 amino acids)
Cellular component (GO): nucleus; membrane
Molecular function (GO): nucleic acid binding; zinc ion binding
Source: RefSeq, a predicted model, not a curated record
GCUUUUGGACAUUUUGAAGCCUUUUCGUGUCUUAAAAAAAACGGUUGCAAACCAGUGGCUAAAUGAGACUAAUGAGUGUCAUCGCUGGAACACUAGUCCGCCAGUGAGAUGCUAACUUCCUGGUUGGCCUAUUAAAACACAUCAUCGCUGCAGAACUCAAUUGGCGUGGACCUUAAAACUGGUGUUAGGUUCCUGCAAUCAAUUCCCGAGUUUCUCAAACUGUUCUUGGUAGCUUCAAGUGGUUACACCCAACCGUGGUUGUACUGGUGUGUUAAAUGACCAAUUGCACACAAAACAAAAGACUUUAUCAUGUCAAUGGAACACAUCAGUGAGCUGCUUGUAGAAAACCCACUCACAGUGAAAUGAAUGCACCAUUAGCGUUCUAACGAUAAAACAACAGAAGGGAUGGAGUCGAGUACAAACGCUUUGUUCUGAGCUGUUGAACAGUUUAAUGUCUAAAAAGGGUGCUUUUAUUGUGAAAGCAUCUUCCUCUUCUUACUGCAUUGCAUUUAUCCUAACUUAGGCUCACGAUUAGCUCAUGAUAGCACGAUAAUGGAUGUCUGGUCUUUAUCUUUGCUUUCAAUAUAAGGCCUCAUGUGAGCAAAAUAGAUUCCAGGAAGGAGAUCUUGUUACAAAGUAUGUUUAGUCAUUAGCUCAUACGUGCACUCUGCGAUACAGUAAUAAAAUGCAUUGCACUAAUACAAGCUUGCUGAAUCAUACCGAUGGACCAGCAGAUGGGUUUCGAUUCCCCUCGCGCUCAAUUUCCAUACCAUUUCAAAAGUAAUCAAAAUAUUUGAAAAGAAAAUCACUGGCGCUGCUGCAUGUUGUUAAAUCAGUAGCAUCCCUAAAUAGUAAUGUCAUCGCUCUUUCAUUAAAGGAGUAAUCAAUCCAUUUCCCACACUGACUGUGUCGGUGAUUACUCAGGAUGAGGUUAUUAUGUUUUACAUGCGGAAAUCUAUCUCAGUGUAUAUUUAGUGUUCAUCAGCUGUUUAUUUUAAGGCUUCAUUAGGGAGACCGACUCUGUGUUUACCUGUCAAUCAACAGGUAGUGUUGUGUUGAGCUGGGAGGUCUCAUAUACCCUCAGGGUGUGUGCUUUUAUUCCUCUCUUUGUUUUGAAACCACAGCUACAGCACAGAAGAGUAUCUCAAUUUUCUCCAGUGGCAGUUUAUCAUAAAGUGGACCGAGAGAUGAUGGCGAGCAGGAAGCCCGUGGUGUUCUGCUAAAUCCGAGCGGCUCUGUUGGGAAAGUCUGUAUGUAAACCAGUCAAUGACCUGAAGAUCAUGAAGAGAAAAGAGCUGCUCACUUCCAACAGAUUCACUCAGUUUCUGCUUUACCAGAUACAGUCAUGUUUAUGAGACGAGAUCGUAAACUGUAAACUCAAGUCUGUAAUUUGUUGACAGCGAGUGAGUCACCAGACUGAUCUACUCCCUUAACAGGGAACGCUGGAUAACCUGUUUACAUUUGAUGCAUUUACAGCACUUCCGUUAGCUCUUUACCUGCAGUUUUUACAAGCUGUUAAUCGAAAAGGGAUUUUCCUUUUAUACAUGAUAUUGAAACAAAUAUGAAGAAAUGUACAUAUCACCGCUUUUUAGUCUUUUUAGAGCAUUUAAGGAACUCAGAAACAGCCCCUAUCUACUGAGGAACCAAAGUUCAACUCUUCCAUAUUUCAAGGACUGCAAAAGCUGUACUUCCAGCAAGCAGUACAGUUCAAUUCGUUACACAUUAGAAUGGUUAUUUUUGUGUUUAUCAAAAGUUGUGGAUAGUACCUGCUACUUUUUUUUUAGUACCACCUCGGUCGAGGUUCCAAGCGAGCUGAGCCGAUACUGGAAGGUGGAGUUAAAACACUGCUUAAUUUGAUAGCUUAAACGACUGAGAGAACAACUUUUCUUUACCUCCUCAGGUCAGUUUUCAUUGUUCUCUCCUUUCAACAAAGUGAUCUGUCACCCACUGAACACGCCCCCAACAUCGGGUUAAAAGCUCCACCCAUAUUUAACAUAUAUUUAACCACCUGGUGGUAGAGGCUUUGUCAUUUGGCUCCUGGCUUGAUGGUGGAGUUGAACAAUGGCAGUCAAUUUGUUGUGGGUGGCAUCAUUAUUGUCAGUUUGUCCACACACAUCAGGAUCAGCGAAGCAGACUACCAGAUCACCGAUGAUCUUUUCCCGGCCAUACACCUCCUGAUGUUUAUCGGUGCCAUGACUCUGGUUUUUGGCUUCCUGGGCUGCUGUGGAGCCGCCAAGGAGAACCGCUGCCUGCUGGUCCUGUUCUUCAAGGGCCUGCUCGGAAUGUUCCUCAUGCUGCUGGUCGGGGUGGCGCUGGGAGCCGUUUCAACAACUGCAGCAGCCCAGGAGCUGAACCAGGCCUUGGCCCAUUACAAGGGCACCAAACAUGCCAAGAAGCUAAAAGCCCUGGAUGCUCUGAAGAGUAAGCUCAAAGGCUCAGCGGUCACCAAGGAAACCUACAACCAGAAGACCACCAAGGGCAUCUACACCGCGCAGGUCCCCAACGGCACCGUCAGGAAAGAUGGCGUUCCUGGAGCGGUGCCCCUACCGUUAUCCCCUGUGAUCAGACCGGCACUGCCCUUGGCAUCCUUGACGACCCUCACGAUGCCAACGCCGGCACCUGUGGCCUCGCCGAUAGUCCAGAGCACCACGGCAGCCACUGCCCCGGAGACUACCUCGGCAGCUGGAGGGGACUCGACUCUCAACUCGCCCUUAGAACCAGACCUGGAGCCUGAGGUCAAACCGGAGGCGGAGAUGGACACGGAAACAGAGGAGGAGAAAGCUCGACGUCUUCUGUACUGCUCGCUGUGCAAAGUGGUGGUCAACUCCACAUCGCAGCUGGAGGCUCACAACAGCGGUACGAAGCACAAGACGAUGCUCGAGGCCAGGACCGGCGUGGGCUCCAUCAAGUCUUUCCCCCGGUCGGGAGUCAAAAGCAAACUGGCUGUAACAACCGUCAAAUCAACAACGGGCCUGCAGAACAAAACGUUUCACUGUGAGACGUGCGAUGUGCAUGUCAACUCAGAGACUCAGCUAAAACAGCAUAUCAGCAGCCGGCGUCAUAAAGACCGAGCAGCAGGCAAACCAGCCAAACCUAAAUACAGCCCCUACAGCAAACCGCUGAAAGGCCAGACCAAGCAGCCGAUAACGUUGUCCCUGGUUAAGGAGCGCCUGUGUCCGCCUCUCACCACUCAGAUCCUCCCUGCUCACCUGGCGUCAGUGGCCGCCGCCCUCAGCAACGCGUUCAUGCACCGCUCCAACCACGUCACCAACCACUACCCGACCCCUGCCCUCUUCCAGACACAGACCUUCCCCCCUGCACUGCUCCGCCCGGCCCCCGGGCCUGUCAGGACCUCCCACCCGCAAGUCCUAUUUGCCCCUUAUUGACCUGUUUGACCCGGGGCGGUUCUGCGACUCCCGUCAAGGACCGAACCAUGUGCUUCACCCAGACCAGAACGAGGAGUCGCGUCAGCAUCUGCACUCCUUCUAUGCAUCCGGGAACACCUUCUCACCUAUCCUCACAUGGAUUAUCCCACAUUUAAAGCUAGACUUAACUGCAGCUACUCAUGACGGAUUUAUUUCUCUAAUCCCACUGAAAACUACGAUAUACAUGCUUUCUGUGCCAUCCUGCAGCCCCCGGCUCACAGCCGGACCCCGGACCUGGAUCUACAUUGUACCGCAAUAAUGUAUAAGACUAACCCCCGUGAACUAUGCAGUGUCAUUAUUUCAUGAUGCGAGGCACAGUUUGAGCUAAACUACAGUAGGGUUGUGCUUUUUGUAAAGAUACAGCGUGGCACUAAGAUCAUUGCUUUAGUGGAGGAUUACUGUCGCUCGUUAUUUAAAAGGCUGUCACUGAUCUUAAGAGCGAGCGAGUCCCUCCUCUGUUCAUGUAUGCACUUUAAGCCCCUCCUCUGUUGAUGUCUACAUUAGCUGGCUAGACUGUGUUAGAUUGUUAGAGUACGUGUCGUGACGUGUGUUUUUGUAUCCGUCCUUGCAAAUCUGUAUGUGUGUGUGCAAGCGUGUGCUUCUGCAUGUGUGCUUGACUGGGUGCAUUUGGACAUGUGUGUGUGUGUGUGUGUGUGUGUGUGUGUGUGUGUGUGUGUGUGAGAGAGAGAGCUUCCCAUCCACCAUAGGCCAUCCUAGUUGAUACCCAGCACACAUCGUCACUGACCAUGUCUCGGGCCAGAGGGACCACAAAGGCUUGUGUAUAUUAACUGUCAAGUAUGUAAAAGGUGAACAAUUUCAAAUAAAAAGAGUCCUAAUUUGUUCAUGCUGGUGAUGUGAAGUUCAGUUCAUACAGGACAAGUUCAAAUCAUAACUCUUUUAAAUAUAAUAUAAACGGACAAGAGAAUCCCAUAAUACAGUACAUGUAUCUCUUGCUGUGAACUGAAGGAUGUUCACUCUGUUUGUAUCAAAUUGUGCAUUUACAGCAACACUUACCACCACAUUGUGCUUCUCCGACGCACGAACACACUCAGACUACUUAAUUCAAAUUCAGAAUACAGCAUUGAAAUUCCUAACACAAGUCCAUUUCCACCACUACCAAAAUAUGCUUCAGCAGGAUGUGCGCUCUCCUUCUUUGUAUCACGACGUGUGCUUGUAAUACAAAAACUGAUCUAUAAUCCUGAUGUCAAUUUUAAAUUAUUUACAGCAUCAUAUCGUAUAUAUAACUAGAAAGAGCCAGCAGAGCAGACGUGUCCACAAGUGAUGGCAAACGUAUUACAUUUGGGUAUAUUCACGCUUACUGGAUGACAGAUGACCUGUUGGAAUAAUAAUGCAGCAGAUUGUUCUCCAGCAGCGGCUGAUGAGGCGACUGUACUACUUCACUUUACCUCAAAGGAUAAUUGUAUUUUCCUUCCCGUCAACUAACCCCAUGAAAAGAAAACAUAUAUUAUGUGCUAGUACAUCUCUCAAUACUUUAUGAUUCAUGCUAAUAUUGUAACUAUACAUUUUAUUUAGAGAGUUUAUUCUACAAUACAUAAAGGCGCUUUAAAAAGAGAUUCAUGACAAGUAAACCUGUUAAUAGCUUCCAUGUGGAGAUGCUGCCGGUGUUUCAGUUUAAUGAGUGACCGUGUUAACUGGUGACUCUCAGCUAAAUGCGUCAUGCUUGCAGAACAUGUAGUCUCUUCUAAAAACCUUUCAAUCAAUUUAAAAUACAGACUCAUCUGUGUUCAUUAUCGA